GUAAAUCGAUCUCCAUGAUGUGGAGCUUCCCGGACGCUUUUCCAAAGUUGGACAGUUGUAUAACUUUCAUCGAAGCCGGGACAGAGGGGCAGCCGGACGAAAAGACAAUUGAAAUUACACGAAAAAUCGCGAAUUACUGUAAGCGACUAAGAAAACGCGAUAUAUUAAUAGUUUUGCUGUCCCGAGAUCUAGACGAGCUUCUGUGCUGCCCGCGUGAUACAAUUACAUUGAGAGAUAAGUUAAGGGUUCUCAACAGGUUAAAAGCUGCUAAUGCGACUCUUGAGGAGAUCAAUAUCGUGAGAAAUAAACUUUCUGCGAUAAGAGGUGGUGAUCUGGCGCGUUUGGCAUAUCCGGCCAAAGUCAUCACUCUCUAUACAUCUGACUUAUCGGCAAUGACAAACGAACCGUCAACGCAAUUGGGCGGUGAUCCAUGCACUUACGACCCGAAGGACCGAAGAGCCUUAGAUAUUUUGACGAAGUACGGGCUUAUUGAUAAAGUAUCGCAAAGUGUACGCAAGCUGUUAUGGGAAUUCGGGCCUCUGAUAACAGGGGUGGACGCCCAAUUGGACGAAAAGAAAAGAUACAAGUUCGUACAACAAUACAUGAUCGCGCACAGUGCCGACGCUGUAGAAUGUAUGGCGGCGGAAGCCCUUAAACUGGGACUGUCCCCUUUGAAAUUAAACUUCACCUGUGGCGGAACCGUCGAGGAAUUCGCACAGGAGUAUGCGAAGAUCGCGUCGCUAAUGAUCCUGGCAGUUGAGAACAAAAUUACUAAGUUGGAGAUGUACGAGCAGAUGAAGGAGAGUCCGGUAUGCCCUCUGACCGACCGGGAGGUAUGGGAGAUGUUUCCCACAAAGGACAAAUGGGGUCUGGGACUGUGCCUUCUGUUGGGUGGCCGACCUACCGUUCAUCUCGGCGAGCAUCCCGGGAAGGGUGGGCCCAAUCAGGAGCUCGCUCUUUACUUCUCCUUGUAUUGGUACAUGCGAACGAAGCAAUAUCCAAUUUUGCGAGGAUACACCGUCUGGUUCCUCGGCUGUAGCUCUUACGGAAAAGACGGUAAUACCAACGCAGCUGGCGCAUUCGGAUACAAGAGCCUCGCUACUGACGUUUACCCGGAAUACGAAAAAGCGAGGAGCGUGCAUAAGGCUGCCUUCCUGAAAUGGCGAAGGCUCGCCGAGGAUAAACAGAACGAAUCGGAGAUCGCGGAAGCUCGUCAAGCGGCGGAAGACGCGGAGGAAACAAUGAAAAGAUACGCCGCCAUUCUACCCGAACAAGUUCUUAAGGGAAACAACACGAAUUUGUUUUUCUCCAGUAUCAACGAUGGCGAUGAGUUAUUGCAGCUGAGAAGCAAAAAUUAUUACGCGCUCGUGGACGUUGGGGAUCUUCACGUUAUACGAAUCGCGCGCUUUCAGUGCAACUGUACCACGGCACCUGUCACGGAGACGAAGAUAGGAUAUAUGCCGAUAGAGACUGACCUGUCAAUCGCACGUUAUCGGCAACGAGAUCUUGUAGCUCGGCGUGUCCCUUGGGCUCGGUACCUAUCCCGUUCAACAAAGCCUUGGGAAUGGACUCACCUACCUCGACGACAUAUCCGCGGUACAACGCGGUUGUGAGUGCGUUCUCUCUUACAU
Messenger RNA from Vollenhovia emeryi, 1631 nucleotides. Its product is annotated as glycerate kinase-like. Gene Ontology annotation, molecular function: glycerate kinase activity. Gene Ontology annotation, cellular component: cytoplasm. The record is from RefSeq and is a predicted model, not a curated record. The coding region runs from base 15 to 1613 and encodes 532 amino acids. The transcript is spliced from 4 exons. Gene Ontology annotation, biological process: protein phosphorylation. Lineage: Eukaryota; Metazoa; Arthropoda; Insecta; Hymenoptera; Formicidae.